UCUUGCGGUAAAUGUCAGGGAGAUGAAGUAAAGCAGGACUCCCUCUGGGUGAGUGAAGAGUCCCACUCUGAGGUGGUUGACCGAAUGGGCGGGCAGUCCGUCCCCCAGCCCGCCCGGCCGCCAUUCCGCCAUCCCAGGGCGGCUCGCUUGACAUCACGCGAGACUUGAGCGGGAAGAUGGCCGUCGGAGGGACCGGUACCUGGGCGCUCCUCCAGAGGGAGGCCUGAGUGCGCCGUCUCUCCGUAAAGCCCGGGCGGACAUACACACACUCACUCUCAGGGGAAAAUGCGAGCCGUCCCCACCUGGAUCGACAGGGUGCACGACAGGGAGAAGGUCGAACAGUGUAUUUAUGAUAUUGCAUUCAAGCCAGAUGGAAGUCAGCUGAUAGUAGCAGCAGGAAACAGAGUCCUGGUAUAUGAUACUUCUGAUGGCACUCUUAUUCAGCCACUCAAAGGACACAGGGACACUGUCUACUGUGUUGCCUAUGCUAAAGAUGGUAAACGAUUUGCAUCGGGUUCCACUGACAAGAGCAUUAUAAUCUGGACUUCAAAAUUGGAAGGCAUCUUGAAAUAUACACAUAAUGAUUCCAUUCAGUGCAUCGCAUACAACCCAGUCACUCACCAACUGGCGUCCUGUUCCUCCAGUGACUUUGGUUUGUGGUCGCCAGAGCAGAAAUCUGUCUCCAAGCACAAAGUCAACAGCAAAAUCACCUGCUGCAGUUGGACAAAUGAUGGUCAGUAUCUGGCCAUUAGCCUGUUUAAUGGUAUUGUCAGCAUUCGAAGUAAGAGUGGAGAAGAGAAAGUGAGAAUUGAGCGACCUGGUGCUGUCCCAAUCUGGUCAAUUUGCUGGAAUCCAUCCAAAGAUGAACACACCGACAUCUUAGCUGUGGCGGACUGGGGGCAGCGACUUUCCUUUUACCAACUGAGUGGGAAACAGAUUGGAAAAGACAGGGCACUAAACUUUGACCCCUGCUGUGUCAGUUACUUCUCAAAAGGGGAGUAUAUUGUGAUGGGAGGCUCUGAUAAACAAGUCUCUUUGUACACAAAGGAUGGAGUUCGUCUCGGUAGCAUUGGGGAACAGCAAUCCUGGGUGUGGACUUGCAGGGUGAAGCCAGACUCCAAUUAUGUAGUCGUAGGUUGUCAAGAUGGUACAAUUGCCUUUUACCAAAUAAUUUUUAGCACGGUGCAUGGAUUAUACAAGGACCGCUAUGCCUAUCGAGACAGUAUGACUGAUGUCAUUGUCCAACAUCUCAUCACAGAACAGAAAGUGCGGAUCAGAUGCAGAGAACUCGUGAAGAAGAUUGCUAUCUAUAAGAACAGACUAGCAAUCCAGCUGCCGGAAAAAAUCCUGAUCUAUGAGCUCUUUUCAGAAGAUAAUACUGACAUGCAUUACCGUGUAAAGGAGAAGAUUACUAAGAAAUUUGAAUGCAACCUUUUAGUUGUAUGCUCACAACACCUUAUCUUGUGCCUGGAAAAAAGAUUGCAGUGCUUGUCAUUUAGUGGUGUGAAGGAGAGAGAAUGGCUCAUGGAAUCACUUAUUCGCUAUAUUAAGGUCAUCGGAGGACCAUCAGGAAGAGAAGGCCUGUUGGUUGGUCUGAAGAAUGGUCAGAUUCUGAAAAUAUUUGUUGACAACCCAUUUGCCAUUGUGCUUCUUAAGCAAGCCACAUCUGUACGCUGUUUAGACAUGAGUACAUCACGCAACAAACUGGCUGUGGUGGAUGAACACAACACUUGUCUGGUAUAUGACAUAAGUACAAAAGAACUCCUUUUCCAGGAGCCGAAUGCCAAUAGCGUGGCUUGGAACACCCAGUGCGAAGAUAUGCUUUGUUUUUCUGGUGGUGGUUUUCUCAACAUCAAAGCCAGUAAUUUUCCAGUGCACCAACAGAAGCUUCAGGGCUUUGUGGUGGGAUAUAAUGGCUCCAAAAUCUUCUGCUUACAUGUGUACGCCAUGUCAGCGGUUGAGGUCCCGCAGUCUGCACCCAUGUACCAGUACUUGGAGAAGAAGAUGUAUAAGGAAGCCUAUCAAAUUGCGUGCUUGGGUGUAACAGAGAAUGAUUGGAGAGACCUAGCAAUAGAAGCUUUGGAAGGGAUGGAUUUCGACACUGCUAAAAAGGCAUUUAUCAGAGUGCGGGAUCUCCGCUACCUGGAGCUUAUCAGCAGCAUUGAGGAGCGUAAGAAGCAUGGUGAAAAUGACAAUGAGCUGUUCCUCGCAGACGUGCAUGCCUACCAAGCCAAGUUCCAUGAGGCAGCUAAGCUGUACAAGAAGACUGGAAAUAAUAGUCGUGCCUUAAAUAUGUAUACUGAUCUAUGCAUGUUUGAUUAUGCCAAGGAUUUCCUUGGCUCAGGCGAUCCCAAGGAUACAAAGAUGUUGAUUACUAAACAAGCAGACUGGGCCAGGAAUAUCAAUGAACCAAAAGCAGCUGCAGAAAUGUACCUGUCUGCAGGGGAGCAUCUAAAAGCAAUUGAGAUCAUCGGGGACCAUGGUUGGGUUGAUAUGUUAAUUGAUGUAGCUCGCAAAUUAGACAAGGCUGAGCGGGAACCCCUAUCAAGGUGUGCCUAUUUUUUAAAGAAGCUUCAGCAUCCUGGAUACGCAGCAGAGACAUAUAUGAAAAUGGGAGACCUUGAGGCCCAGGUCCUGCUGCAUGUGGAGACCAGGCACUGGGAAGAGGCCUUUGCUUUGGUGGCUCGGCACCCAGAAUUCAAAGACACUGUGUAUGUGCCAUAUGCACAGUGGCUAGCAGAAAAUGAUCAAUUUGAAGAGGCCCAAAAAGCAUUUCACAAGGCUGGGCGGCAAGAUGAGGCAGUCAAGGUUCUGGAGCAACUGACUCACAAUGCGGUUCUGGAAAGUCGUUUCAAUGAUGCUGCCUAUUAUUAUUGGAUGUUGUCUAUGCAAUGUCUGGACAUAGCUCGAGAAAAGACAGAGAAGCAACUGGAGAUGCUUAAAAUGUUUCACCAUUUCCAGCACCUGGCAGAACUUUACCAUGCAUACCACUCAAUCCAGAGAUACACGGAUGAACCUUUUAGUUCCCAUUUACCCGAAGCACUCUUCAAUAUCUCCCGAUUUUUACUUCACAAUCUUACAAAGGAAACCCCUUUAGGCAUCUCCAAAGUUAAUACUUUAUAUGCUCUAGCCAAACAAAGUAAAGCGCUUGGUGCAUACAAACUGGCCCGGCAUGCCUAUGACAAACUACAGGGUCUUCGCAUUCCUGCUAGGUUCCAGAAGUCCAUUGAGCUGGGUAGCCUGACAAUUCGAUCUAAGCCAUUCCAUGACAGUGAGGACUUUGUACCGAUGUGCUACAGGUGUUCAACUAAUAAUCCAUUGCUCAAUAACCAGGGAAACGUAUGCAUUAACUGUCGACAGCCUUUUGUAUUCUCUGCUUCCUCUUAUGAGGUGCUGCCGCUUGUUCAGUUCUAUUUGGAAGAAGGGAUCACGGAUGAAGAAGCAGUGGCCCUAAUUGAUCGUGAAGUGCCCAGCAUAGAACUGAAAAACGAUGGAUGGCAGGAAAAGAAUAUUGGCGAUACACAAACUCUACAGCUUGAUGACAGUGUGACCAAGAUUGAGACAGACCCAUUCACUGCAAAACUGAGCUUUGAGCAAGGUGGCUCAGAUUUUGUUCCUGUGGUUGUGAACAGGGAGGUUCUGCAGUCAAUGAGCAGGAGGGAUGUUCUGAUUAAACGCUGGCCAAAGCCAUUAAAGUGGCACUACUAUCGAUCACUGUUACCUGAUGUCUCCAUCACAAUGUGCCCGACAUGUUUCCAGAUGUUUCACAGUGAAGACUAUGAGCUGCUUGUUCUCCAGCACAAUUGCUGCCCAUACUGUCGUCGCCCAAUAGAUGAACCCAGUGUCUGAUCACCACAUGCCAUUCCUGGGGUAUGGAAAUAUCGAGCUGAAGAACUUUACAGCUGCUACUAAUGUUAGUGGCAUCAUCUGUUGUACCUUGGUCUAUUUCACGCUGACCUUCCAGUCCAGGCUGGUUGUAUUGUGGUGUCAUGAAGACCAAUACCAUCAUUUAGAACACUGAACAUACAAGUACCUGAAAUAGUCACUCCCUUAAUCUGCAGUGCUAGCAUUCAGUUCUUGAGUGAACAGAAAAUGAAACUAUUGAGGACUGUACAUGAUGUAAGAAAUGUGGAUAUUAACUAAAAACUCUCAUGGGUGACACAUUUAUGAUGUGACCAGUUCUUUAACUACAAUCCUACCCCCCAUGGUAUAUGAUACAGAUGAGUGAUACUGGUUCAUUCAUUAUCCCCAACUGUAUUAAGAGUUUGCUCCCAUUUCCAACUCCUGCUGCCUCCCUUGAGUAGAUGGUUUUCCAAGAGACAUGUUGGAAAAUCUCAUUGGACUAUAACUGCAUACAUCAGCUGCAGCCAAGUGUGUGAUUGGUACGUGUUUUGGGGCUGCUAAAGAGCUUCGACUUUGGGGAGCAAUAUUCCUCCCAUUGAUUUGAAGUAUAUUACAGAACCAGAAUAGAUUUACAACACUCCCCCACCUCUCAUGGUGUGCAUUUCUGUUGUGGUUUGCCAAUUUAAUCCAGUUACCUCAAAGAUAAAUUAAAACAUUCCACGUGAACCAAAAUAAGAUCACAUCCACCCAAUUUGAAACCUACCUACAGUAUAUAAGAAGAAUUACUAAAAUAUUUUCAAAACAUUAUCCUACAAACAAGGCCCCAUGUUUAGAUCAGUUGAGAAACAAAGAAAUGUGUGUGCAGUGAAGAUAGAAUUUAUAUUUUCAGUAAAUUUAAUUAGCAGGUUUGAAGCUUGAUUAUUAAAUGAUGCCUAGAAUGAUUUUCCAUUUCACAUCAAACAUACACAUAGAUCAUAGAACGUCACAGGCCUAACAUGAUCUUUUCAUUUAUGUAGUGUUUGAUGGUCUUGCAGUCUGUGCUGAAGGGUAGCUUUGUAAUGAUGUUGUAGUUGUACCUAAACAUUACAUGAGUCCAUCUGACAGAUGAUGAUAUUCCCCGCAGCAUACCAGUGGUUUGGGUCAGACCAUUGGGGUAAUAGUCUCUUUUCAGUGAAUGAAAUAAGCUUUGGACGAUCACAACCCACUUUUCAGAGAAAGCAAGUUUAUAACAACCGCCACUAUUUAAUUAUGGGGUCAAUUUUUUGGUUGCAUACUUCUGACACUGAGCAUCAUCUAGCAGAGUAGCACAGCAGAAGAUCAUACAACAUAAGUACAAAAUAAGAAAACUCCUCCUGAUACUUGCUGCUGACCUGAUUUUUGUACUAAGAAUAUUACCAAGUGGAAUCAUAUUUUUAACUAGUCAAUCUGAUUCCAAUUGGAUUUCAGUAGACAUUAAAUAUCUCAGGCUGAUGCAGCAGGACUUUUGGAUUAGGGUAUAAUUGAUUGAACAGUGCAUAGGGAAUUUGACUCUGGGAUUGGCCUAUUCCAGACUAUCUCUGGGAGUAUUUGAGAGGGACAGUGUAGAGAGAACUUUACUCAGUAUCUAACUCUGUGCUAUCCCUGUCCUGGGAGUGUUUGAUGGGGAGAGUGGAGAUGAACCUUUGCUCUGUAUCUAAUCUCCUGCUUUCCCUGUCCUGGGAGUGUUUGGGAUGUGGACAGUGUGGGGAGGUUUACUUUAAGUGCAAAAGGUUAUCUAAGCCUGUGCUGCACCUAUCCAGAGUGUUUAAUGGAGACUGUUUCUUUAAUUUCAGUUUCUAAAGAGUAGACGGCAUUUUGCACUAUACCUAACACUAUGCUGCAGCUGUUACUGAGUGUUUGAGGGGAAUAGUGUCAAUAAUGUAUCUGAAACACUGAUUUUGUUACUGACUGCAAUAAUUUUCCAAUGGCAACACCACCUGACCUCAUUUACGGAAAAGUGUUUGCCUUGCCCUGCCCCUGCCCCUCCCCCGACUAAAGUGUUGAGCAUUAUGUUCACAAUGUUAAGAAGGAUUAUAAGAAUUAUUUUUUUUUGACCUUGUAUGCAAGGAGAUCUAGAGGUUGAGAGGAUGUCAGCCCAAUAAUAUUGUGAUGACCAACAUUUGCUUUCUAAGAUGACAAUCAGGUUUUAAUUGGACCCACAUGAAGCAGAUUGCGCUCAGCACAAAUAUGUGCAAAUGUAAAUAUGUGAGACUGAAGGUUUAGGUUUUAUUGUUAUUCUUGUGAUUUCCUUUUAUCAGAGCUCAUUGAAUAGAGGGACUCUGUGGAGGGGCAGCUGUGGAAUGGCAGUAGCUAUGCCUUGGGUAUACAGUUCAAAGAGUGCUCCUUUCAUUGUCCAAUAAACUGAUUUAAGGUUAGGCCUUUGAAGGUAAAUGACAUCAUGCGAAAUGUACAGGGGCAGCUUAGUUUUUUGAUGGAAGGAGUUUGUUAGAAUGUUGCCAGAAGUGAACACAUUUUUCUUCUGUGUUUAUUGUUACAAAAUUAAAACUGUCAAGGAAGUGUUUAAUUUCACUACAAAUGGAUACUGAAAGUCUU
This is a messenger RNA of Hemiscyllium ocellatum (epaulette shark), 6414 nucleotides long. It is a transcript of the gene ift122, whose product is annotated as intraflagellar transport 122 homolog (Chlamydomonas). NCBI's taxonomy places the organism in Eukaryota, Metazoa, Chordata, Chondrichthyes, Orectolobiformes, Hemiscylliidae. Bases 286 to 3849 code for a protein of 1187 amino acids. Gene Ontology annotation, cellular component: non-motile cilium; intraciliary transport particle A. Gene Ontology annotation, molecular function: protein binding. The record is from RefSeq and is a predicted model, not a curated record. Gene Ontology annotation, biological process: protein localization to cilium; intraciliary retrograde transport; non-motile cilium assembly. The transcript has 29 exons.